Molecule: messenger RNA, 843 nt
Organism: Guillardia theta CCMP2712
Lineage: Eukaryota; Cryptophyceae; Pyrenomonadales; Geminigeraceae
Exons: 4
Coding region: 1-843 (280 amino acids)
Source: RefSeq, a predicted model, not a curated record
AUGGCGGCGAUGGCCUGGCGAGGAGGAGCAGGAGGAGGAGCAGGAGGAGGGUUAGGAAGGGGAGUAGGAGGAGAGGCUCUGAGCGUUGCUCGACGAGGUUUGCUGUCCGUGUUGUCUUCUGCUGAAGGAACCAACUCCACUUGCGGAAAUUUUAACUUCGAGGCAGCGACAGUGCGAGAAGCGAUGUGGACAUGGAGGCAGACUGUCCGGAUAUUUGAGAAGGCGGGGACUGGCAACAGCGGCGGGCAAGAGAAGGUGGGAGGGAGGAUGGAGUAUGACAUCAUGUCCUGGUCGAGCCUGGUGCGGUUGAAGGACGACAAGGGGGAAACGAUAGCGACAAGCAGACAUGAGAUGAGAACUGGAGCCGGGGAACUCUUCCCUCAUGAUGUGAUAGUGGUGGAGGAUUGUGCUGGAAACCAGCUCGGGGAGGUGACGGAGGAGCUUCAGUCUGCUGGAAUGGGAAGCGUAGUCCUCUUCACCUUUGCAGAUGCUCAAGGGAAGGUUUUCGCCUCCUCCUCCCCGAAGGGCGAUGGGAUGGUCGUGCACGACGUGGCGAGCGGCAAGAGCAUGGUCACUUUGAUGAGGACAACCACGUUCGGAGACUUGCGGGACUCCUGGACGAUGAGCAGGAGCAACUCGAACGGUCGAGCCCUGGACGCUCGGCUCCUUCUCCUCGCCAUCGCAGCGCAGAGCCCUCCCGUUGCAUGGGGGCUCUCUGCAUUCCCCUUCAUCCUCUUCCUCGUCCUCUCCCUCCUCGUCGCCUGCCUGCUGUGCGUCCGUUUCUGCAUGAACAACAGGGGAUACACCAGCAUCGAGAAUUUGGAUAGGACGGAAUACGUCUGA